CAGUGGACACCCCACUCGAAACCAAAAUGAAAAAAGACACACUGGCAUUUGGACCAGCGCCGGCGGACCGCGAUGUUGUUGAGUUGAGUGACUCUCUUUGCUUCUGCUGUAUUCUGCUGCAUAAUCAAAUUUCAAUCUUCCAUGGCGAAGAAACCAGUGAAAUACUCCGUGGUGGAUGCCUUCACUGAAUCAGCUUUCAAGGGAAACCCAGCAGCGGUUUGCUUAUUAGAAGAAGAUAGAGACGACCAGUGGUUACAGGCCGUGGCCUCCGAGUUCAAUCUAUCCGUGACUUGUUAUCUGAGUCGGGUCACCGAUUCUACACCUACUUCAGCUCCUAGGUUUGGUCUCAGAUGGUUCACGCCUUCCAAUGAGGUUGAGCUUUGUGGUCAUGCAACAUUAGCGGCUGCAUACACUCUCUUUAAGUCUGGUUUAAUAAAUUCCAACUUUAUUGAGUUUGCUACAUUAUCUGGAAUCCUAACAGCUAAAAAGGUUCCAGAUGUUAAGAAAGCCAAUGGUUCAAAUAAUAUUCAAAAUGGUGAAGCACAAAACUCCUAUUUCAUUGAACUGAAUUUUCCUGCCGCCCCAUCUUAUGAAUUCAACUCUAGUGAGGUUUCAGUGAUCUCCGAGGCCUUGGAUGGUGCUUCUAUGGUUGACAUAAGGAAGACACAUGUCACCGACGAUCUACUUGUUGUGCUUCCAUCAGCAAAAACUGUUGCAGAUUUACAGCCAAAGUUUGAUGCAAUCCAAAGAUGUCCAGGGUCUAGGGGAGUGAUCGUAACAGGGAUUGCUCCUCCAGAGUCUGAAUAUGAUUUUUACAGUAGAUUCUUCUGCCCUAAAUAUGGGAUUGAUGAAGAUCCUGUUUGUGGGAGCGCACAUUGUGCCUUAGCAUCAUACUGGUGCAAAAAACUGGGAAAGUCUGAUGUUUUUGCAUAUGCGGCAUCCCGUCGAGGCGGAGCAGUAAGCAUGCGUCUAGAUGAGCAGAAUCAAAGGGUGCUGCUGCGAGGGAAAGCUGUUACUGUCAUGGAAGGAACUGUCUUAGUUUGAAGUUUGCCAAGUACAAAAAUUUGAAGUAAAUGACUCAAUUGGUGGAAGACAAAACAAAACCCCCCAUUACAUUUGAAUAAAUAUUAAUAUUCGAGCUAUUUGUUUUGAUUAUUGUGAACUAUGCAUUCUGUAUUCUCCAUCUUGGCAUCUUGAAAGGUUAAAUAUGGUAAUUCAAAGCAAA
Molecule: messenger RNA, 1225 nt
Organism: Prunus mume (Japanese apricot)
Lineage: Eukaryota; Viridiplantae; Streptophyta; Magnoliopsida; Rosales; Rosaceae
Source: RefSeq, a predicted model, not a curated record